GGCGACGCUGAUUGGCCAGUACAGUGGGUCACAGCUACUCACCGGAGACGUCAUCGAGAGUACGUCCCACCAGCUGUACUUCAAGUUCUGGGCCGAUUCAUCAUCAGCGUACUCAGGGUUUCACAUCGACUACGCGGCAUUUGAUAUCAACUUGCGGUCCUGUGACGACCCGGGUACCCCCAGCUACUCCAGCAGAGUUGUGACAGGCUUGUCUGCAGGCGACACCAUCACCUACACCUGUAACCCUGGUUACACCAUGCACGGCAGCGCCACUAUCACCUGUCUGACUGGAAAUGACAGGGUGUGGAGCGCAGCGCCACCUACUUGUACAGCUGAAUGUGGUUCAGCCUGGACAGCGCCAACAGGAGCCGUGCUGUCCCCGAACUACCCCGGUACGUACGGUUAUAACCGCAACUGUAUCUACACUAUCAGUGUCCAGCCUGGCCAGGGGAUCAGGCUCACCGUCAGGGACUUCAGAACUGAAGCCAGCGACGAUUAUUUACAGAUUCGUGACGGUAUGGAUUCAUCAGCGACGCUGAUUGGCCAGUACAGCGGAUCCCAACUGUCCAUCAAUCAGGUCAUCGAGAGCACGUCUCACCAGCUCUGGUUCAAGUUCUGGGCUGAUUCGUCAUCAGCGUACUCAGGGUUUCACAUCGACUACGCAGCUUUUGACAUCACAUUGAGAGACUGUGACGACCCGGGUACCCCCAGCUAUUCUUCCCGAGUCGUGGAAGGCUUGUCUGCAGGCGACACCAUCACCUACACGUGUAACCCUGGUUACACCAUGCACGACAGCGCCACUAUCACCUGUCUCACCGGGGACAGCAGGGUGUGGAGCGCAGCGCCGCCAACUUGCACAGCCGAGUGUGGGGGUGAUUGGACAGGGCCUAGCGGUGCUGUGCUGUCACCUAACUACCCCCGCUCCUACGGCUACAACCAGAACUGUUACUACACCGUCACCGUGAGCGCAGGAGAGUACAUACAGCUCACGGUCAGGUCAUUCAGGACGGAGGCUUCAGAUGACUAUCUAGAGGUCAGGAAUGGCCUGGACUCGAGCGGAACGCUGAUUGGUCGCUACAGCGGAACGGACUUGUCGGUAGGGGAUGUCCUGAAGAGCACGUCUUACCAACUGUACUUCAAGUUUCACUCAGACUCAUCCUCCAACUAUCAAGGCUUCCACAUAGAUUACCAAGCUGUUGACAUUGGGCUCCUCCAGUGUGAAGACCCCGGGACGCCGACGUACGCCUCCCGACCAGUAGUCGCCACCUUCUCCGCCGGACAGGCCAUCACCUACACCUGUGACCCUGGUUACACCAUGCACGGCACUCCCACCAUCACCUGUCUCACCGGGGACGACAGGGUAUGGAGCGAUGCACCACCGACAUGCACGGCCGAGUGUGGCGGAGACUACCGCGGUGUCACCAGCGGUGCGGUGCUAUCACCCAACUAUCCCAGGAAUUACGGAAACAGCCAGAACUGUUACUACACCAUCACUGUAGACUCCGGCUUGGGGAUAAGACUCACCGUCCGAGACUUCUACCUGGAAAGCAGCGGCGGUGACUAUCUGGAUAUUCGCGAUGGGCCUGACGAUAGCGCUACUCUGAUUGGACGUUACGAUGGCUCAGACUUGUCGGCUGGUGACGUCAUAGAAAGCACAGGUUACUCUCUAUGGCUAAAGUUCCGCUCGGACUCGUCCUACACGUACACUGGCUUCCACAUCGACUUCGAAAGAUAUGAUCUGGCCUACAGAGAGUGUGACGACCCUGGCACCCCCACCUACUCCUCCCGUGUUGUGGAAGGUUUUGGACCAGGUGACAAAAUCACCUACACCUGUAACCCUGGUUACACCAUGCACGGCAGCGCCACUAUCACCUGUCUCACCGGCGUGAACAGGGUCUGGAGCAGCACCCCUCCGUCCUGCGUUGCUGAGUGUGGCAGCGACUGGACGGCCUCCACCGGUGCCGUGUUGUCCCCGAACUACCCGAGAUCCUACCCGUCCAACCAGCAGUGUUACUACACCGUCACUGUCAGCCCGGGGUCCUUCAUCCAGCUCACUGUCAGGGCCUUCUACACACAAAGCAACGGUGGUGAUUAUCUGGAGAUUCGCGACGGCGGGACCGAAAGUGCGACCCGGAUAGGUCGGUACUACGGGUCACAACUGUCCACAGGCGAGGUCAUCAAAAGUACAUCUUACCAGCUGUGGUUCAAGUUCCGUUCAGAUUCCUCAUACACUUACAGUGGGUUCCAUAUCGACUACGCCGAGAUGGACAUCAGCCUCCGUUCCUGUGACGACCCGGGCACCCCCACCUACUCCUCCCGAGUCGUGGCAGGUUUCUCGGCUGGACAGUCCAUCACCUACACCUGUAACCCUGGUUACACCAUGCACGGCAGCGCCACUAUCACCUGUCUCACCGGGAACAGCAGGGUCUGGUCUGACUCCAACCCCACUUGUGUUGCUGAGUGCGGCAGCGACUGGACGGCCUCCACCGGUGCCGUGUUGUCCCCGAACUACCCGAGCUCCUACCCGUCCAACCAGCAGUGUUACUACACCGUCACUGUCAGGCCGGGGUCCUUCAUCCAGCUCACUGUCAGGGCCUUCUACACAGAAAGCAACGGUGGCGACUAUCUGGAGAUUCGUGACGGCGGGACCGAAAGUGCGACCCGGAUAGGUCGGUACUACGGGUCACAACUGUCCACAGGCGAGGUCAUCAAAAGUACAUCAUACCAGCUGUGGUUCAAAUUCCGUUCAGAUUCCUCAUACACUUACAGUGGGUUCCAUAUCGACUACGCAGAGAUGGACAUCAGCCUCAGGUCCUGUGAUGACCCUGGUACCCCCACCUACUCCUCUCGUGUUGUGGAAGGUUUCGGACCAGGCUACAAAAUCACAUUCACCUGUAACCCUGGUUACACCAUGCACGGUACUCCCAGCAUCACCUGUCUCACUGGCAACAGCAGGGUCUGGUCUGACCCCAACCCCACUUGCAUAGCUGAGUGUGGCAGCGACUGGACGGCCUCCACCGGUGCAGUGUUGUCCCCGAACUACCCGAGCUCCUACCCGUCCAACCAGCAGUGUUACUACACCGUCACUGUCAGCCCGGGGUCCUUCAUCCAGCUCACUGUCAGGGCCUUCUACACACAAAGCAACGGUGGUGAUUAUCUGGAGAUUCGUGACGGAGGAACAGAAACGGCUACACGGAUUGGUCGGUACAGUGGAUCCCAGUUGUCCAACCGUGACGUCAUCAAAAGCACGUCCUACCAGCUGUGGUUCAAGUUCAGGUCGGAUUCGUCCUAUACGUACAGCGGCUUCCACAUCGACUACGCAGCUGUUGACAUCUCUCUGCGAUCCUGUGACGACCCGGGCACUCCAGCAUACGGCAACCGAGUGGUGACGACUUUUGAUGCUGGAAACUCCAUUACCUUCACCUGUAACCCUGGUUACACCAUGCACGGCAGCGCCACUAUCACCUGUCUCACCGGGAACAGCAGGGUCUGGUCUGACUCCAACCCCACUUGCGUUGCUGAGUGUGGUGGGGACUGGCGGGAACCAACCGGCGCCAUCUUGUCUCCAAACUACCCUAGCUCCUACAGCUCCAGUCAGACCUGUUACUACACCAUUACUGUGGAUCCCAGCAACACUAUCCGGCUGACCGCGCGGGCCUUCUACACAGAAAGUGGUUCAGACUACCUUGAGAUUCAUGAUGGUCCCGACGUCAACGCUGCUCGGAUUGGUCGAUAUAGUGGAAGUGGCCUUACUAACGGUGACGUCAUCUCCUCCACCACCAAUCAGCUUUGGUUCAAGUUUAGGAGCGAUUCUUCCACCAAUUACGGCGGCUUCCAGCUGGACUAUGAAGCUGUCUGAGAAACAAGGCGCUUUCAACAAAGGAUUAUCCUUCAGAUGGAGGUCGAACUCUUUGAGGCAAAUAAGACCGGACAAAAUUGAAUAAACCAAAGAAAGAUGCGCCCAUCU
Branchiostoma floridae (Florida lancelet) is the source of this 3967-nucleotide messenger RNA. Its product is annotated as CUB and sushi domain-containing protein 3-like. Lineage: Eukaryota; Metazoa; Chordata; Leptocardii; Amphioxiformes; Branchiostomatidae. Bases 257 to 3859 code for a protein of 1200 amino acids. The transcript is spliced from 23 exons. The record is from RefSeq and is a predicted model, not a curated record.